This is a messenger RNA of Lactuca sativa (garden lettuce), 540 nucleotides long. RefSeq lists its product as uncharacterized. Lineage: Eukaryota; Viridiplantae; Streptophyta; Magnoliopsida; Asterales; Asteraceae. The record is from RefSeq and is a predicted model, not a curated record.
AUGAUUGUGAAUGUUAUUUCCUUAUAUCCUGUGAUAUGCAAGGUUCUUGAUAAGAUUGGAGAUGUAUCUUCAAGUUCGGAUAACCGGCUAAAAGCUGAUGUUGUUGGUUAUUCACUUGAGUCUUUUGAUUUUAUAUUCAUGAUACAUUUGAUGAAGACUAUUUUUGGUGUGGCAAAUGAUUUGAAUAACGCUUUACAAAGAAAAGAUCAAGACAUAGUUAAUGUUAUGCCGUUGGUGACAUUGACCAAACAACAACUAAAACAAGUAAGAGAUAAUGGGUGGGAACCUCUCUUAAGUUCAGUCAUAUCCUUUUGUGAAAAAACUUGCAUCAAAGCUCCUAAUAUGGAAGAUGUAUAUGUCCCGAAAGGUAGAAAAAAACGUGGCAAACUACACACCACAAAUCUUCAUCAUUUUCGAGUUGAAGAAUUUGUUGCGAUCAUUGAUUUGCAACUUCAAAAGUUGAAGAACCGAUUUGACAAGAUUAGUAUGGAUUUACUUGUUAAAAUGGCUAGUUUAAGCCCUGUUGAUGGUUUUUUUUAG